AUGCCACCGCUACGACUGAUUGUCCUUGUUUCUGACCAAUUGGCCCCCUUGCGCCUGCCGCUGAGCCGGUCCUCUCCUGUGAUCUCCAGACCUCUCAUAUGGUAUCCCAGCAUUGAUCCAACUUCGCCGCUUUCAUAG
Messenger RNA from Plenodomus lingam JN3, 138 nucleotides. The record is from RefSeq and is a predicted model, not a curated record. NCBI's taxonomy places the organism in Eukaryota, Fungi, Ascomycota, Dothideomycetes, Pleosporales, Leptosphaeriaceae.